Molecule: messenger RNA, 1984 nt
Organism: Empidonax traillii (willow flycatcher)
Lineage: Eukaryota; Metazoa; Chordata; Aves; Passeriformes; Tyrannidae
Product: SUN domain-containing ossification factor-like
Exons: 18
Biological process (GO): regulation of bone remodeling; protein folding in endoplasmic reticulum
Cellular component (GO): membrane; cytoplasm
Source: RefSeq, a predicted model, not a curated record
GCCGGGGCUGAGGGAGGAUGAGCCGCUGCACGGCCCGCACCGGGAGAGCCGCGACACCAUGAGGGAGCCGCCCCGCCGGCCCCUGGCCCUGGGCUCCUGCCUCCUGCUCUGCGCCCUGCUCUGGCUUCCUGUUUGCAAUGUCUUUUGUAAAGACAGUGUCUCAUCGGCAGUGCAAUAUGCCUCAGGUGAUGCUUGCGCCCUGGCCAACGAUGAUGAAAAUUUCCAGGAAAAGGGGGAGGAGGCUGGUCCCAGGCUGGAGCCCGAGCAGGUGGACACAAGUACACGGAGUUCCUCUAUGGAAGAGCUGCUCAGUGACUUUACAAAAUCUGACCAGUCGGCAGAAGUAAGUGAAGCAAGCCAGCCCGAAGCUGUGAGCCCACCCUCAGCAGAUGUAAAUGAAGCUUCCUCCAGCAUAGUUGCAAGCACUGAAAACACUUCCAGUUCACCUACCUCAGAGAUACCUCCAGUCUCACAGCCCGAUGCAAUAGAGAAUUCCCGUGCUGAUCCCCCUGUAGUCAGCUCUAGUGAAGCUGAGCAGUCAGAACCUGACUGUGAUAUUGGUGGGACACUUGAGGCUGACCCUCAGAGUGAGCCUUCCUCUUUUGUCAGUCCACCAGAGAGCCUUGCAGGUCAACAUAUAGAGAAUAUAUCAUCUUCACAUGGCAAGGGAAAGAAGACAAAAUCUGAAUUUGAGUCGAAAGUUUCAGUAGCUGAAAAGGGGGCAGAGGAGCAAAAAUCUGCUCUGAAUGCCUCGGAGAACUUAAAAAGGGAGAAAGACUUUAAGAAAACAGGAGAAAUCGACCCCACGUCAGUAAUAACUCCAAAGGACCCUGGAGACAUUCCAACCUUUGAUGAAUGGAAGAAGAAAGUCAUGGAAGUGGAGAAAGAAAAGAGUCAGUCAAUGCACCCCUCUGCUGUUGGUGGGCAGCAUGCCACUAAAAAGGUCCAGAAAAAUAGGAAUAACUACGCCUCUGUGGAGUGUGGUGCCAAAAUCUUGGCAGCCAACCCAGAGGCAAAGAGCACUUCAGCUAUUUUGAUGGAAAACAUGGACCUUUACAUGCUCAAUCCUUGCAGUACUAAAAUCUGGUUUGUUGUUGAGCUCUGUGAACCAGUCCAAGUAAAGCAGUUUGACAUUGCAAAUCAUGAAUUAUUCUCUUCCACUCCCAAAGACUUUCUGGUGUCAAUUAGUGACAGGUAUCCAACAAACAAAUGGAUUAAAUUAGGUACUUUCCAUGCCAGAGACGAGAGAAAUGUGCAAAGCUUUCCUCUGGAUGAACAGAUGUAUGCAAAAUAUGUUAAGAUGUUCAUCAAGUACAUAAAGGUGGAGUUGAUAUCGCAUUUUGGAUCGGAACAUUUUUGUCCUUUAAGUCUCAUAAGGGUAUUUGGUACGAGCAUGGUUGAAGAGUAUGAAGAAAUAGCUGAUUCUCAGUAUCAGUCUGAACGGCAAGAACUCUUUGAUGAAGAUUAUGAUUAUCUAUUGGAUUACAACACAGGCGAAGAAAAAUCUUCAAAAAAUCUUCUUGGUUCUGCAACAAAUGCCAUCCUCAGUAUGGUGAACAUUGCUGCUAAUAUGCUCGGAGCCAAAACUGAAGAGUCAACUGAAGCAGAAGCAGGGAACAAGAGCGUGUCUGAAAAUGUCACUGCCACUCCUGCAACUUCAACAGCUGCACCGAGACUGCCGGAACCAACGCCUGUUCCUUCACCAGAACUUGUUACUACAGAUAUUCCACAGAUAGAUAAAGAGCAAGUGGUGGUGGAUUUGACUAAAGAAAGUCCUAUUGUUCAGCUCGUACAAGAGUAUGAAGAAGAUACAAGCCAGUCCACAGUAACCUUGCUGUCCAGUGAUGAUCAGGAAGAAGAAUCAUCGACCUGGUUUGAGCUGGAGACAGAGCAGUACUGCUGUGACAUGGCAGCAGUGUGCUGCAUUUCCACCUUUUCGGAAUACCUGUUCAAGUGGUGCUCGGUGGCAGCGGCCCUGCACCGG